Molecule: messenger RNA, 500 nt
Organism: Symbiodinium necroappetens
Lineage: Eukaryota; Dinophyceae; Suessiales; Symbiodiniaceae
Source: the annotation of a GenBank genome assembly
AUGCAAGCCUGGACCGGCCUCCGCACAUCCACAGGUGGCAGUUGGCAGGACCUGUGCAUCGCAGAAACCUGGAUCGCCAGCAACAGCACACUGAUACGGCAUGUCGUCACUGGUCCGGAGGAUCCCAAGGUGGUGAGCCUUCGCAACACCGGCGACCUCGUGAUUGCUUUCGACUCGAAGCCUCCGACAAAUGGUGAUCAAUCCACCUGCCGAAGCAACCAUCAAGGUUUUGCAGAUGCUGUGACUCAGAUGUACCUGUCAACGGAGGUCGACCCUGCCAGGCUGGGAAUUCCAAGUUCCGCAUACCGCCUAAGCUACGGCAAAGUCGAUGUUGCUGAGAAGAACUGGAUUCCGUUCGUGUAUCAAGAGUCUGUGUUCUUCAUCUACACCCCGCUUCCACAUGUCGUGCUUACAUCGCAAAAUGACGGGCAAAGCGAGAAGGUAUUCAGCACAACUUUCCGUCCAUUGCAGCGCGUCGUGCAAGAGAAUUCCCACGUCAG